AAGGCGGCGCGCGCGGACGAGGUGCGCACUUCAGUCGGCGGCGAAAGGCAGUGGUGGCGCUUGUGUUGUCGUCCGUUCUGUGACGCUGUGCUCGCUCCUUCCCCACCCCCGCCGUCACCGGGCCCAGACGUGGUCCCCGCCGCAGCUGCAGCCGCGGCCAGGCGAGGCGAUGGCCAAGGUGUCGGUGCUGAACGUGGCGGUGCUGGAGAACCCGAGUCCUUUCCACAGCCCCUUCCGGUUCGAGAUCAGCUUCGAGUGCAGCGAGGCCCUGGCGGACGACCUGGAGUGGAAGAUCAUUUAUGUGGGCUCCGCCGAGAGUGAGGAGUACGAUCAGGUCCUGGACUCAGUGCUGGUCGGCCCUGUGCCCGCAGGAAGACACAUGUUUGUGUUUCAGGCAGACGCACCCAACCCAGGCCUCAUCCCAGAGACAGAUGCCGUAGGCGUGACCGUGGUCCUGAUCACGUGCACCUACCACGGACAGGAGUUCAUCCGUGUGGGCUACUACGUCAACAACGAGUACCCUAGCCUCGAGCUCCGGGAGAACCCACCCCCAAAGCCUGACUUCUCCCAGCUCCAGCGGAACAUCCUUGCCUCGAACCCCCGAGUGACCCGCUUCCACAUCAACUGGGACAGCCAGGAGGACAGGCUGGAGGCCAUCGAGAACCAGGACCCUGUGCUGGGCUGCGACCUCUCACUUAGCUACACGCCGGUAAAAGGCCUGGCCCUCCCGGGCUGUGUCCCCAGCCUACUGCCUGAGAACUCCAUGGACUGCAUCUAACAGAGCCGAUGGGCCUCCCAGAGCCAUGCGGGGCAUCUCUAAGACUUCAGGGCCACCAGCUGCUUUGGGCCUGUCAAAUGCGGCCCCAGGGAGUAAGCAGGCCUAGGUCUCUCCAGCCCAGCCCACAAAGUUACCUCUGUGCCACUAAGCAGCAGGUCCCUGGGCCUUGGACCCAGCGUUCCUCCUGCCUUCUGCCUGCCUUGAGGCGCUCCUGGAUGCUGCCUAGCGAGAUCCCACUUCCUGUCCCUUGAGGAACACCUGAAGGUGACAUGCUGGAUCCCCGUGUCCAGUGGCAUCGGGUUGGGAGAGGAGGAUUCAGAUACGCUCUCUAUGCUCUCCCAGGAGGAGCUGCAGGUCUCUCCAGUCCAGUGGCCCCUAGAAAAUUGUUCCAGGGACACCAAGGGACCGUGGCUGCCCUGGUGAGAUGCUGGUAUACAGGAGGCACCUGCUGGGACAGGACUACUGCUCUCGAGGCCAUGGAGCGCUUUGGGGCAAGGGAAGCACCGGACAGCCCAAGCACCCUCCCUCCAUAUGCCCCACACACACACCUCUGCACAUCUCUGCUACUCGGAUGCUGGUGCAACUGGUCUGUACAGCAAAGUGUUUUUAUUUUAAAGGCGUUGGUGUGUCUAAAAAUAAAAAGCACUUCCUCUA
Cavia porcellus (domestic guinea pig) is the source of this 1432-nucleotide messenger RNA. It is a transcript of the gene Asf1b, whose product is annotated as anti-silencing function 1B histone chaperone. Gene Ontology annotation, molecular function: histone binding. Lineage: Eukaryota; Metazoa; Chordata; Mammalia; Rodentia; Caviidae. Gene Ontology annotation, cellular component: nucleus; chromatin. Gene Ontology annotation, biological process: DNA replication-dependent chromatin assembly. The record is from RefSeq and is a predicted model, not a curated record. The transcript is spliced from 4 exons. Bases 170 to 778 code for a protein of 202 amino acids.